This is a messenger RNA of Thelazia callipaeda (thelaziosis nematode), 4323 nucleotides long. The record is from the annotation of a GenBank genome assembly. NCBI's taxonomy places the organism in Eukaryota, Metazoa, Nematoda, Chromadorea, Rhabditida, Thelaziidae.
AUGUUUGAUGCAUACUUUCGAAUGACUAGGCCAAGGACGUAUAAAAUGAAUGACGAAUGGAAUUUGUUGGAUGAGAUUUUUGUUUUGUGGAUGGUCAAUAUCGCAAAAAUUGGCAUGAUUACGGAUGUGUUAGCUAAGUUGCAACCAGAUUUUGAUGAGUUGUUGGAGUCAAAAAAUUGGAUCGAAAGACGAGAUGCUUUACAGUCGUUAUUGUCAGAAAUAGAAAAAACACCUCGUCUUGAUCCAAAAGUCGACUAUUUCAACAUAACUCAGCGUUUACGCAAUAUUCUGUCAAAGGAUGCGAAUAUUAACGUAUGCGCUGUGGCAGCAAAAUGUAUUACUGCUAUUGCAAAAGGUCUCCGAACAAAGUUUGCACAAUUUGUCACUCUGUACAUGCCAGUAAUAUUCGAGCGCUUCAAGGAAAAAAGAUCAGUAUUGCGUGAUCCACUAAUCAAUUGUAUCGAUGCAAUAGCACUAACAGUAAAUUUGGACACUUUAGCUGAAGACCUUCCCGGAUAUUUUAACAAACCUAAUCCUCACAUUAAGAUUCAAGGAUGCAAUUUCAUCUACCGCGUAAUGAAAAACUAUAAUCAGAAUUCAUCACCUAAAAAAGUCAUCAAAAGUGUAACACCCGUUUUAGUUAAGUUCACCGCAGAUCCGGAUGCCGAUGUAAGAGAUGCAGCAUGCACUGCACUUGGAUCUAUUAUGCGAAUAACAGGUGAUAAAGUGAUGUAUACAUUCCUGGGUUCAUUGCAAGAAGAUAAAACCAAGAUGAAGAAGAUAUCUGAUGGUCGAGACCAAGCAAUUGCUGAAUAUGAUGAAGUAGCAAGUGUUAAAAACGAGACAGUACCCAAUGGACUUAUUGUGCCAAAUAAUAAUUCCAGUCCUCUCAACGAAGAUGUUGUGACAGGUAUAGAAGCAAAAGCUUCCGAAAUCGAUCUUUGGGAUACGUUAGAUGCCGUAGAUGUUCUUUCCAAAUUGCCGAAUGAUUUUAUGGAAAAAAUAGAAUCAAAAAAAUGGCAAGAACGCAUGGAUGGUUUGCAGUCCUUGUUAGCCCUUUGUCCUAAAAAUACAAAACUAUGUCCCAAGGCCAGUUAUGGAGAAUAUGUAGAUGUGAUUAAAAAGAUUCUUGAAAAGGAUGCAAAUAUCAACGUCUGUGCUUCAGCAGCUCGUUGUUUAACAGUGCUAGCAGCAGGUUUACGAAAAAAAUUUGCACCUUUUGCAACAGUAGUUGCUUCGACAAUAUUUGAGAAAUUUAAAGAAAAAAAACCUGUGUUGAGAGAUCCACUUAUCGACUGCAUUGAUGCUGUUGCUGCUUCGACCACAUUGGAUGCAUUAACUGGUGAUAUUCAAGCAGCUCUCAACAAGCAAAAUCCGCAUAUUAAAAUUCAAACAAGCCUUUUCCUUUAUCGAGAGUUCAAACGCCAUAAUUCGUCUUCGAUUCUCAAGAAAGUUCUAAAAUCACUUUUCCCAGUUAUGACAAAGCAAACUUAUGAUUCAGACCCUGAAGUACGUCAAGCUUCUUUUGCUGCUCUAGGUGCUGCCAUGAAAGCUAUUGGAGAAAAACCGUGCAUGAUUUUGCUUGCCGACAUUGCAGAAGAUAAGACGAAAAUCGAAAAAAUCAGAGGUUUCUAUCAAAAAGCUGUUCAAGAAGCUGGUACAGAUGUUGUUUCAAUUAUGGUGCAGAGCAUGCAUAAAAGCAAUCCUUUAAAGCCCCCAGCACCUGGAGUAGGAAAUUCAAAUCCUGAUGGAAACAUAUCUGUGAAAGAAGUAAAUGAAGAGGAGCGAGUAUCUGAAGAGAUAACCAGACCGAAAGAUGAAUUUCUUGUAAUUAACAAGGACAAAGGAGCCAGAUUAAGAGACGAAAGAAAUCUUCGAAUACUCAAAUGGAACUUUGAUCAACCUGAUGCUGAGCAUGUUGAUCAGCUGAAAACAUUACUAAGCAGUGUUACUCAAGCCUCACUGUUGACACUAUUAUUUAAUAAAGACUUUAAACUUCAGCUAAAAGGGAUUGAUAUUUUACAAUCGUUAGUUACCGAUUGUCCUGAGUCACUAAUCACAAAUAGUGAUUUGAUAUUGAAGUGGAUCUCCUUACGAUUUUUCGAAACAAAUCCAACAGUACUUUUAAAAGUGCUUGAUUUAACGCAAGCAAUAUUUAAUCUUUUGCUACAGCAUAAAGAGCCUUUCUCAGAUCAAGAACUUUGCUCGUUUAUUCCUUAUUUAAUUUUAAAGUUAGGGGAACCAAAAGAUUCCGUUCGCACUCCUGUUCGAACUAUAAUCCAGUUAAUGACCGAAUUAGUUACUCCGCCCAAAAUAUUUCCUCUGAUACUGGAUGGUUUGAAGACUAAAAAUUCAAGACAAAGAAUGGAAUGCUUGCAAGUGUUAGAACAAUUAUUGGAUACAACAGGAAUAAGAGCGACUGCAACACCUUCACAAUCUUUGAAACAAAUCGCUGCAUGCAUCAGUGAUCGGGAUACUAAUGUUCGAAAUGCGGCUAUAAAUGCAAUAGUUGUAGCUUGGAAAGAAGAGGGUGAUCGAGUUUUUCAGCUUAUUGGUAAAAUGAGCGAAAAAAAUAAGACAAUGUUGGAUGAACGGAUCAAAAGAAGUGGUAUGGUGUCCAGAGUCCGAGGUAGAGGAGUGAGAAAUGAUCGAUCUUUAAGUAGAGCAGGCAGAACGACCUAUAGAAGUGCUAGUAUUUCUCGUGAUUCUAGUCCAGCUGAAGACAAAGAAAAGAAUCGUACAUAUAUUUUACCUGAGGAACAUACAGCUGAUAAGAAUGAAGUUGGUGAGACCCGUAAACGAUUCACAUUAAAUUUCGAUAUCUUAAAACUUGACGAUGAUGAAGGAUUGCUGGAGUUUCCAGAGUUAGGUUCGGACAAAUUGGAAAUGUUGCAUCCUAUUGAGCCAGUUGUUUUUCCACGGAAACAUCCUUCAAAAUAUACAAAUCGAGCAGGAUCUGUCAGUUCACUAGCAUCGAUAGAAUCUUUAACGAGCGAUGUUGAUAAAGUUAUUCACAAUAUGGCUUCAAUGUCUCCAACAACAGCAGCGUCAGCUAUCAGUCAACUACAGUUUUUAUUUGGAGAUCCAAAUAAUUUCCGAUAUGUUGCUGAUCGGACAGAUGCAAUUGUACAUGCAAUUGUAACACAGUCAUCGAUCAUACGAAGUCGACAUUUAAAUGAUAUGAGUCGAUUAACUGAACUAAACGAGCUUGUUCGGACAAUUUGUCAUUUUUUAAGUUCUUUACUUAAAGAGAGUACAACAUGCUCAAGAAUGUCAACUGAAUCAUUAAAAAUUCUCAUCCAAGAAUUCCUUUAUCUUUUGAAGGAUGAGCGCAUGAAUCAGCUGAAAGAUAUUCAUUCCAUAAUUCGUUCUCUAAAUUACUUGUCCAUUCGACUGUGUGACAACGCCGAUCUCACCGCUUGUUUCCUUGCUUUAUGUUCGAUGUUAACUUCCGCUUUGCACGAUCCACGAAACCAGACUGUUCCAUUGAUAGUUAAGUGUCUUUAUAAACAAUCUCAAAACUUUGAACGCAAUGUGAAAUUGGAUCUGGAUGCUAUUGUAAAAGCAGUGCAUGCAGUAAUGCAAGAAUUCCAACCGCGUGUUGAAGAAAGUGAAAAUAUCAAAAUUUCAAUGCAUGCAAUACAAUUAUGUAUACAGCGUUUGAUAGCGAAUUCGUCGAUUAUUCAACAUAUUGGAGUCAUUCCUAAUCCUGAAUCGAGUGAAGCUAUUAUUUACAUAAAUAAAUGUAUUCGCAAAUUGGAAAGCAAUCCGAAUGCUUUGGCUUUCUCGGCAUUUGAAGAGCUGCCAGGAGAGGUAAUGUCAUCAAAUUAUGAAGAGUCGAUCCGGAACUUUAUAACGAUGAUUGUUGAGCACCCUGUUGGAAAAGGUUUGCGUCUUCUGCAUACCUUUCUGAAAGUAAAUCCUGAUGGACAAAAAUUUUUGGAGACAGAGCUGAAAAAGUAUUCCCGAACAAAAGAUUUCAUUACUUUUCAUCUGAAAAAGAUGGAUCAUGGGAAUCGCGAAACUCCAGAAGUCACAGAUGAACUAUACAAUGUAAUGGAAUCAAUUCGCGAACAUCGUGAAGCAUUACGUAGUUAUCGCCAAACAGGUUGGUGGACGGGUUAUAAUGUUUCUUCUCCUCCUACGUCGUCUGCAGAAGAAAACAAUAGAACAGUGAGCUCACGUCGUUCAUUUCAAAGACCAUUAACCGAAGGAGCACCAGAAAAUGAUUCAGCCUUAACGCUUAUUUCGAAGCCGAAAUUUACGGCAAGCGACGUUGAACCAUUGAGACAAUUAUUAAAUAUGCGUCGACAGCAGCAGUAG